UUGGCGAGGUAAUCACACGAAACGGAAAAGAUCGGCAAUUGCCUCACAUGGUGAAAUAACACAGUUCCAGAACCCACUACAAAUCAACAUUUUUGGAAACCAGGCGUGAAUUGAAGGCUAGAAAGGCUAUAGUUAAUUUCACAACGGCUUUCAAGUGAUUCGAGGACUUAUAUAAGGCACAGAUAAUGUCUGGAACAAUAACAAUCAACGGCACCAGCCAUGAAGUUAAUCUGGCUGCCCUGCCAGCGGAUAUCUCCCUGAACUCGUUUAUCCGGGAGCACGCCGGUUUAACGGGCACAAAGUUCAUGUGCCAGGAGGGCGGAUGCGGAGUCUGCGUCUGCACUCUGACCGGACUGCAUCCGGAGACCGGAGAACCACGCACCUGGGCGGUUAACUCGUGCCUAACGCUGCUGAACACCUGUUUGGGUUUGGAGGUGACCACCACAGAGGGAUUGGGAAACAAACGGAUCGGCUACCAUGCAAUCCAACAGCGACUGGCCAAGAUGAACGGAACCCAGUGCGGCUACUGUUCGCCGGGAAUCGUGAUGAAUAUGUAUGGCCUACUGAAAUCCAAGGGCGGUAAGGUCACCAUGGAGGAGGUGGAGAACUCCUUCGGUGGAAAUAUCUGCCGCUGUACCGGCUAUCGUCCUAUUUUGGAUGCCAUGAAGUCCUUUGCUGUGGACAGCACAAUUAAGGUGCCAGCUGAGUGCAUAGACAUCGAGGACCUGAGCACCAAGCAAUGCCCCAAAACGGGACAAACUUGUUCCGGCAGUUGCAAGAAACAGCCAAAGAGCAGUCAACUCUAUCCGGAUGGUAGUCGCUGGAGCUGGCCAGAGAAUCUGGGUGAUCUCUUUGCUGCCUUACAGGGAGCAGUCAAGGAAAAGCUGCCCUACAUGCUGGUGGCUGGUAAUACGGCCCAUGGAGUCUAUAGACGAAGCCACGAUAUCAAGGCAUUCAUAGAUGUAACCGGCUUGGCGGAGCUCAAGGGCCACAAGUUGAGCGCCGAUAACUCCUCCUUAACGUUGGGAGGCAGUCUGAGCCUCACCGAAACCAUGGAGAUUUGCCGCCAUUUGGAGAAUACAAAGGGUUUCGAGUAUCUUUCCCAGGUGUGGCAACAUCUCGAUUGGAUCGCCAAUGUCCCAGUGCGCAAUGCCGGCACCUUGGCGGGCAACCUGUCCAUCAAGCAUGCCCACCCGGAGUUCCCCUCGGACGUGUUUAUCGUCCUGGAGGCACUUGAUGCCCGUGUGAUUGUCCAGGAGGCGGUGGACAAGCAGGAGACUGUGAGUCUGGCCAGCUAUCUGGCUGCUUCGAUGGAGGGAAAGAUCAUCCGUGGUCUGGUGCUGUCCGCUUAUCCCAAGGAGCGCUUUGCAUUUGACUCUUACAAGAUCAUGCCUCGCGCCCAGAAUGCCCAUGCCUAUGUGAACGCUGCCUUCCUCGUGGAAUUCACACCGGACUCCAAGGUGAAGUCUUCACGAAUUUGCUUUGGUGGAAUAAAUCCUGGAUUCGUGCAUGCCACUGCGAUUGAAAAGUUGAUUCAAGGAAAGAAUCCCUUCGAGAACGGACUGGUGGAGAAGGCUUUCGGACAGCUUUCUACUCUGCUCCAACCCGAUGCAAUCCUUCCGGAUGCUUCUCCCCUCUACCGUCGCAAGUUGGCCUGCGGUCUUUUCUACAAAUUCCUGCUAAAGAUAGCACCUCAGAGAAAUCAGAGAUUGGCCAGUCAAUUUGUAACAGGAGGUUCUCUUCUGAAACGGCCAGUGUCCGAUGGCCAGCAGAACUUCGAGACCUUCCAGGAGCACUAUCCGGUGACCAAGGCCACGGAGAAGCACGAGGGUCUGAUCCAGUGCUCCGGCGAAGCUACGUACUGCAACGAUUUGCCGACUCAGCACAACCAGCUAUGGGCGGCGUUUGUCACGGCCAAGAAAGUGGGUGCAAAGGUCACUAAAGUUGAUCCCCAGCCAGCUUUGGAUCUGCCCGGAGUGGUAGCCUACCUGGAUGCCAAGGACAUUCCCGGACCCAACUAUAUUGGUCCUAAGGUCAGGGAUGACUUUUUCUUUCCGCAAGACGAGGAGCUCUUCGCUACGGGUGCGAUCAAGUUCUAUGGUCAGCCCAUAGGCGUGAUCCUUGCCAGCUCCAACUCUCUGGCCAAUCGGGCCGCAGAGCUGGUGAAGCUGAGCUACGAGGGCGAAGCCAAGGACCUUCUACCUACUUUGAAGCAUGUUCUGGAUAAGAUCGGAUCGGAAGCUGGCAGCAACAAGCGAUUGGAGCAGAAGGUUAAGUCCACCAUCGAUGUCCUAAAACUUGAGGAACCCUUCGACUUGAGCUCUUCUGGGCAGCUGGAAAUGGGUCUGCAGUAUCACUACUACAUGGAGCCGCAGACCACGGUGGUUCUGCCCUUUGAGGGUGGCUUGCAGGUGUUCGCAGCCACCCAAUGGAUGGACCUUACCCAGGACACCGUGGCCAAUGUGCUUAACCUUAAGAGCAACGAAGUUCAGGUAAAGACUCGUCGCAUUGGAGGCGGUUACGGUGGCAAGGCAACACGAUGCAAUUUGGCCGCCGCCGCUGCAGCCGUGGCUGCUCAUAAGCUGAACCGACCCGUUAGAUUUGUUCAAUCCUUGGAGUCGAUUAUGACUAGCAUUGGCAAGCGAUGGGCCUUCCACUGCGACUACGAUUUCUUUGUUCAGAAAUCCGGAAAGAUCUCUGGGAUUGUGAGUCGUUUCUACGAGGAUGCUGGGUACCUGGCCAACGAAUCCCCAAUUGGUCACACCGUUUUGCUGUCCAAGAAUUGUUACGAGUUUAGCGACAACUACAAGCUGGAUGGAUACUUGGUGUACUCGGAUUCCCCGUCCAACACUCCGUGCCGUGCACCUGGCUCCGUGGAGGGCAUCGCCAUGAUGGAGAACAUAAUUGAGCACAUUGCCUUUGAGACCGGCCUGGAUCCGGCUGAUGUACGUUAUGCCAACAUGCUGCCGGCUCACAAGAUGGGCGAAAUGAUGCCGCGAUUCCUGGAGAGCACCAAAUACAAGAAACGCAGGGAAGACAUCAUUGCCUAUAACAAGGUAAACCGCUGGCGCAAGCGCGGAUUAGGUCUGUGCAUUAUGGAGUACCAAAUCGGCUAUUUCGGACAGUUCCCCGCCACAGUGGCCAUUUACCAUAGCGAUGGUACCGUCGUGGUAUCCCACGGUGGCAUUGAAAUGGGUCAAGGCAUGAACACCAAGAUCUCGCAGGUUGUGGGCCACACCCUGGGCAUUCCAAUGGAACAGGUGCGCAUCGAGGCCAGUGAUACCAUCAACGGAGCCAACUCCAUGGUCACUGGAGGAGCCGUCGGCAGUGAAACCCUCUGCUUUGCGGUUCGCAAGGCCUGCGAGACCCUCAAUCAGCGAUUGGAGCCACUGCGCGAGGAAUUGAAGCCGGAGAAUUGGCAGGACCUUAUCAAGGAGGCCUACAACCGCAAGAUCAACCUUAUCGCCAGCGAUCAGUGCAAACAGGGCGACAUGGAUCCGUACUCCGUGUGCGGUCUCUGUCUCACCGAGGUGGAGUUGGAUGUCCUCACCGGCAACUACAUCGUGGGAAGAGUGGAUAUCCUGGAGGACACUGGCGAGAGUCUGAACCCCAAUGUUGACAUUGGCCAAAUCGAAGGCGCCUUCAUGAUGGGUCUUGGUUACUGGACCUCCGAACAGGUCAUUGUUGAUCCUCAGACUGGCGAGUGCCUCACGAAUCGAACUUGGACGUAUAAGCCCCCAGGAGCAAAGGACAUACCCACUGAUCUGCGCAUCGAGCUGCUGCCUAAGAGUCCGAACAAGGCAGGAUUCAUGAGGUCCAAAGCCACUGGUGAGCCUGCCAUCUGUCUGUCCAUCGCGGUGGCCUUCGCCCUGCAGCAGGCCCUGCAAUCAGCACGCGAUGACGCCGGCGUGCCCAAGUCUUGGGUGACCCUCACCGCCCCGAUGACCCCUGAGCUCCUGGUCCUUCACUCUGGCACCGAGCCCAGUCAGUUCAAGCUGAACUAAGCGGAUCAGGAGUAGGAGUAGGAACUGUAUUCCUGACCGUGGGACAUGGCACGUGGCCGCGAUGGGAACGCUCCGAUAAGCACGCCCAGAUAACCUGCACUUACACCCCCACUUAACCUGGCGGAUCCGCCGACUCUAGACUAGCAGACAUUGUGUUGUGUGCACAAUAAAUUAAAAACUUAUCCAACGCUUAA
Drosophila eugracilis is the source of this 4198-nucleotide messenger RNA. It is a transcript of the gene AOX1, whose product is annotated as indole-3-acetaldehyde oxidase. The record is from RefSeq and is a predicted model, not a curated record. The transcript has 6 exons. Bases 186 to 4004 code for a protein of 1272 amino acids. Lineage: Eukaryota; Metazoa; Arthropoda; Insecta; Diptera; Drosophilidae. Gene Ontology annotation, molecular function: 2 iron, 2 sulfur cluster binding; FAD binding; oxidoreductase activity.